AUGGUCAUCCAUGCGGUGAUGGCAUACAAUAUCCCUCAGGAAUUGAUCCACUGCUAUCGGGGAAAUUACACAUUACCAACAGUUGGCUACAACCAGCAGCUAUUGCUGGAACUGAUACGGAAGAUCGAGAUGAAAAAUCCAACCACGUUGGAUAUGCGCAUGUUAAGCGUGGAUUUGUUACAUCGCCUACGCGUAGACGGCAUCGAGAAGGCUCCCGGCCUAAAGGAAACCGAAUUCGUAACUCCAUUCAGCGCCAGAGGUCUCAUGGUACCUAAAUAUUCGCUUCUACUGCAACUUAUUUCCAACAUACCUGGCACGGUCGAGUUUGAGCAGUUUCUGAGUCCACUGGAAGUUUGUUUACUUCAUCGGUUGCUUAGUAGUUCCGUUGAGCCGUACCAACGCGGUGAUGAGCGUACAACUUGUCCAGGGACAUUAGCUGAUUCCAGAAAUCCCCAGGCACCUUGGGUAACCCAAAACAAAAGCCAACGUAAUCAAACAAGCAGUACAACCUUUGACAGGCCCAUUUCGCGUUGUCCAUUGGAAGGUGGAACCUAUAGGAGUACCAAAUAUGGAUCGGUUGCUCCUGGAGUCGUAGUCGCAUCAAUCGCUGCUGGUCUACAACCGCAGAAUGUCCGUAUCAGUGAAUUCAUCUCGGCAUACAAACGAAAAAAUCCCUACGAAAAUCUAGAAACUAUGGAACGAGUAGACACUCGUAAACAGCUGGAGAAACUUUUCAACUCGAUGGAGGCGAUCGAUAACAUAUACGUGGCCGGUUUGGCAGGGGACUUAGCUGAAGUGUGCCUCUAUCAGGGUCCGUACGUUGGAACGGACUUACGUGUCGGGUUGAAUGGAACGUGGAAUGAUACGUAUUUUCCGAGAGUCCGAUAUCUGGCAGAAAACCACAACGGUCGCUGGGAGAUGACGGAUAGUGAGAUACUUUCGGGUAUUGACGGAUACUUCCUGGCGCAGCAGGUUCCAAACUUUGUCAACAAAGUUCGCCGGCUUCGGUUGUCGCAAGUGCUGGACAUGUAUUACAGCGAUCGAGGAAUUCCAAUAAUUUCCAUCGAAAAUGUGCGCAAACGAAAAUUGCACAACAGUAGGUUGUUGGCACCGAAGAGCUCGAAGAAUACCGAACUUCGAGAGGACUCUUUGGACGACCUUUUCAACGCCGAUGGAAGAACUCGUCUUCGGAAAGUUUUUAAUGACGAUGAGCAGCACUCAAUUAAAAGUGAUCAAUCCGCCAGUGAUGAAAUUAAUAAGGCAUGCUAUCGGAAGCAGAUUCUGCAGACCAUCGAGCGCGAUAAACUAAAGCAGGAGACGUUUAACUUUGUACAGGUUUUACAGUAUGCGACCGGUAGCGUCGUUGUGGAAGACUCUCUAAUGCGCCGAAAUUGUGAUGCAGCCGUUGAUAGGUUUUUCAGCUAUUCGACGAAUCUUUUGUCAACGGUAGAGGAUUGCUCUGCCAUCGGUACUUCCGAUGCCAAGCCAGUCGUUGACUUGCUGCUGGUAAUUGAUGGCUCAAGAAGUGCUUACGAAAAUCAGAGACUUAUAUUCCAUGUGGCUGAAAUGGCCGACAUCUCUAUUUACGGAUCGUACAUGUCUGUUAUACAUGGUCAAACGGGAGAGUUUAUCGUUAAUCGAACUAACAGUGUUGCCAGUGUUUUUGAACAACUUGCCAGUCUUAAUGGCUCUUAUCCUUCAUCCCUCUCACUGUCCAAAAGCUUUAACUCUAUUGUCAAUAGAUUAUCUGCUCAGAUGGACGAAGAACGAUCCUACAGAGUGGUGGGUGCUAGUUCGCCUGUAAUCCUAGUUAUAUCUCAAGGUCAAAAAAUAAUACAAUCGGAUUAUGACAGUGCUCGUCGAAUUCUGACCAGUUCAUUCGAGCAGUUUCCUGAUUUGUACUUUAUUUUCUUAACCAAUGAUGUUGGGACAUUCAGUCAGUUGACCGAUUUUACGGGGCUUUCCCAUAGUCGCAUUCCAAUAGAGGAGCACUACAGAAUAAUUGAAUCAACAUCGAUCGACCCACAGCCUUUCAGUGAAGAACUGUAUGCCAUACUGAAGGCGUUUCCUCAACGGUUGAUAGCGCCGUUCUGCCGAACAUCCUCCAAUCGAGAUAUGUGGCGCAACGUCAACAUACGCGAAGAGUACGAACAAUACAUUAGUCCGGGCGUGGAGCUGCGUUAUCGUAUCAAUCGAAACUUCCUCUGGAAUACUGGCAAUGUUGAGGUUCAAUUUCAAAACUCUGCGUACGGAGAGUUUACCGUAUGUGGAACAUUCAAUAGAGAGCUGGCGGGUUUGUACUGUAAAACUACAACACCGGAGCAGGAUAACGUGUGGUUCAACUUCACCGGGUUAUGUCAGGGUGAUGCGGAAUUUCAAUGUCCGUCUCUGUACUUCGUCGUGCAGCUAGAGAAUUCUUUCAUGCGUUGUACCGAGAAUGACUGCCGCUAUCCGGAUCAGGUUCGGAUGGUCAUCAAGCAUCAAGGACUGCGAUGUCCGAUGGAUACGAACGGGUUUGCAAGUAGGAUAGUUGCCAUGCCUCAGGAAAUCAACAAAAGUGUUGAACUGCGGCAGCAGCAAAUUGAUCUGAAGUAUGGAUUUGAAUUGAUCGAAGAAUAUUAG
This is a messenger RNA of Sabethes cyaneus, 2622 nucleotides long. RefSeq lists its product as uncharacterized. NCBI's taxonomy places the organism in Eukaryota, Metazoa, Arthropoda, Insecta, Diptera, Culicidae. The coding region runs from base 1 to 2622 and encodes 873 amino acids. The transcript has 8 exons. The record is from RefSeq and is a predicted model, not a curated record.